AUGCGGUUCCUGCUCGUCCUGUCACUGCUUCUAUGCCUCGUCGUGAUCAGCGCCCAACUGGUGAUACCGCCCGAGGAGGCGCUGGGUCGUGGCGGCAGGGACAAAGGCAGAGGAGGCAGAGGCAAAGACAAAGACAAAGGCAAGGGCAAAGGCAAAGAACCGGUGAUGGGCGGCUCGCAAGCUUUGCAGAAACAAAUCGGGACUCUGCAAGAAAAGGUCACCUCGGCGAAGGAAACGCUCGAGCCCUUCAAGGGCGGCAGCCUGAAGGGCCUCGUGGGUCUGCUGAAAGUGAACGAGGCGGUCGUCACGCUUGGAGAGACAAUCGACCGCACGACGGAGUCGGCCGAGGCAACGGACACCCUGUCAGCAAAGGAAUCGACGGAAAUCGGCACCCGGUUCCUCAGUCUGCAACCCGACAUCAACAACUUGUUGACCGAGCUCCAGAGCAAACGCGGCGAGUUCGACAAGGCUGGCUUCAAAAUCCUGGACGUCAGGAGCCUUAUCCGAGACUCCGUUGUCAUUCAGAAGGAUAAAGCCAGUGACUUGGGUGGUGCUACUGACCCGACCCGCCGCCAGUUCACCAAGGCUCUGGACCCGCAGUUCCAGCCCAUCGCGACGCAGGUGAGCGAUCAGAUCCAGAGCAACUUCUCCCAGGCCAUCGGAGAAUACGAGGGCCGCGGAGGGAAGAUCAAAAUCCCGUCCAAGGCCGUGCCGCAGCUCACGAACCUCCUCGCCGGCGUGGCGAGGGCCCUCGGCGUCGGCGAUCGGGACAAGAUGGCCAUGAUGAUGGCGGCGGCCGGGCCGGUUCCCAAUGCCGCCGAGGCCGUCCCGAUGACCAACUUCGCCAGCGCCGAGGCCGCCUUCGCGGACAUCAACGCCUCCGACACGGUUCAGGCGAACACGGCCGUCGAGGCGGCGCUCCGGGGGACGUCGGACAUGGAGCUCAGGAGGUUGGGCCCGGACGAGAACGACUUGCGUGGCAUACCGCCUCUUGUCCUCGCUGUCCUGCGGAGAUAUGACAUUAUUUAG
Molecule: messenger RNA, 1029 nt
Organism: Colletotrichum higginsianum IMI 349063
Lineage: Eukaryota; Fungi; Ascomycota; Sordariomycetes; Glomerellales; Glomerellaceae
Product: Antigenic cell wall
Exons: 3
Coding region: 1-1029 (342 amino acids)
Cellular component (GO): extracellular region
Source: RefSeq, a predicted model, not a curated record